ACUCCACUUUCCUACACUCUCUAGCUACCUACAUCUCUUCCUUUUCAGUUCCAUUUGAUUUUUUUUCAACUUAUUCACCAUACUAAUUUUAUAGGGCCUCAUUUUAUCAAAUCAUAGUGUUGCAUUUCACAUUUCACUCAUACAUAAAAUGUCGAGCCGAAGAUCAAGAUCAAGGCACUCUGGAUCCUCGAGGACCACCGAUGAUCAAAUCAACGAUCUCGUCUCCAAACUGCAGCAACUCCUCCCCGAGAUGCACAACAGGCGCUCAGACAAGAAGUCAGCAACCAAAGUGUUGCAGGAGACAUGCAACUACAUUAGAAGCUUGCACAGAGAAGUUGAUGACUUGAGUGAGAGGCUGUCUGAAUUGCUUGAAAAUGCAGACACAACUCAAGCUGAUCUUAUUAGAAGCUUAAUUAUGCAGUAGUUUUAAUUUUUUUUUAUUUUGAAUUUUACUAUUUGUUGCUGCAAUCAUCACUGUAUUUUGUUUCCGGA
Messenger RNA from Salvia splendens (bonfire salvia), 492 nucleotides. Its product is annotated as transcription factor PRE3-like. The record is from RefSeq and is a predicted model, not a curated record. The coding region runs from base 149 to 424 and encodes 91 amino acids. Gene Ontology annotation, molecular function: protein dimerization activity. Gene Ontology annotation, biological process: regulation of growth; regulation of DNA-templated transcription. The transcript is spliced from 2 exons. NCBI's taxonomy places the organism in Eukaryota, Viridiplantae, Streptophyta, Magnoliopsida, Lamiales, Lamiaceae.